GGGAAACAAACCUGAGGCCGUCUAUUGUGAACCUGAGGCCUGGGCGGCCCCAGGCAACCCUGAUCAUGUGUUGUACGACGAAGCAUGCUCAGCUCCGUUGGCCCAUGCUCAGGCCUCAGCAGACCGCCGUACAACAUGGGAAGGGUUAGGGAAGCACAGGGAAGUCCUUUGGAGGUCGUCUAUUGUGAGCAUGAGGCCUGAGCAACCCCAGGCAACCCUGGCGUCCUUGAGCAUGCGGGACGUUGAACGACAAAGCGUGCUCAGAUCCGCGAUGGGGGCUUCGCCCUAAAACGAACUUAUUUUUUUUAGCUGCCGUCCUGCCCUGGGUCGCUGGGUGCUCCCACCGUACUGGCUUACUAAGGAGACGGUAAUGCGCAUCGCCUUCUUCAACUGCAUUCCGCAGCUGCCUUAACAGCAAUUUGCUAGCAAUUUGUUUGGUGGAAAUUCAGGGGAGCAGUAGCUGCUCUUACGGAAAGCCAGGAGUCGCAAGCUUGCCUCAAAUCUACAUAGCCGCCUGGUACCACAGUGUCAUGUUACGGGGCUUGCUUACUAGCUGGUUGCCCAAUACAGGCGAGCGUCUCUGCGCUGAGAACCCUUGUCGCUAACUGGACGAGCAGUAACAACUAGCCUGUUUGUAUCGCGAUUACGGCUAUGAGCACUCCCACAACUACGGAGCUGCUUUUAGAAGCUCUAGACCGAGAGGGCUGGAGCACAGCCGAGUUUCGGCAACCCCUAGCCGACCUGUCCACCUCCGCCCCAUCCACCCACGACCCGACUCCGCCUACCGUGCCUUCCACCUCUUCUUCCGGUGCUGCUGGAAGCAUCCCGUACGAAGCUGCUCUUGCAUACGGCAGAAUCCGGCGAUUUGUACGAUACACACCUUUGGAUCCAUGUCCCUGGCUGUCGGACCUGGCGGGAGGGGGCUGCCGGGUGUGGCUCAAGAUGGAGAGCGAGCAGCUGAGCGGCUCGUUCAAGAUCCGAGGUGCCCUCAACACGCUGCUGUCGCUGCCCCCGGAGGUGCUCUCACGCGGCGUCUUCACCGCAUCCACCGGGAACCACGCCCUUGCCGUACUGCACGCAUGUGCCGUACUCUCAUCCUCCUUGACAUCCUCCUCUUCCUCGUCAUCAUCACUUCCCCAUGCGUCGUCCGUACUCCCAAGUUUAUCGGCUUGCUCUCACGCCCCCAUGCGACCCGUCUUGUACGUACCAGAAACGGCAUCUCCGUACAAGAUCCAAAAGCUCCGAGCCCUAGGCGGCCAGCUGCAGCUGUACGGCAGGGACUGCCUGGAAACCGAAACCGCCGCUCGAUCCGCAGCCGCAGCAGCGGGCGCAGUGUACGUGAGUCCCUACAAUGACCCAUGGGUCAUGGCGGGCCAAGGCACAGCUGCGCUCGAGAUCCUAUCAGACCUGCCCCGCGGUCAACUGGACGUGGUCUUCAUUCCUGUGGGCGGCGGAGGUCUUAUCGGCGGCAUGGCAGCCGUCCUAAAAGCAGCUCACCCGAACAUCAGGAUCGUGGGAUGCCAGCCGGCGGCUUCAGACGUCAUGGCUCGAUCCGUGGCCGCUGGACGAAUCGUACCUGAGGUUAAAAUCCCAACGUUAACAGAAACCGUUAGUAACAGCGCGUCAACAGCCGACGCUAACAGCACGACUGUUAGCGGCCGCUAUGCUACCGGUACCAUGGAAAGCGGUGGUACGACACCUGCUGUUGCUGCAGCUAAUGCAGUUGCUGCAGCUGCCCCUAGCUCGACGCUGUCUGACGCCACCGCGGGUGGUGUGGAGGAAGGCAGUCUGACGCUGCCUCCCUGCAUGUGCUGCGUGGACGAGUGGGUGGCGGUGGGCGAGGAGGAGAUUGCGGAGGCGUUGGUGGAGCUGCUGGAGCAGCAGGCCAAGAUGGUGGAAGGCUGCAACGACCAGCACCUACCACCACCACCCUCACGCCCUUGACCGCGCCGGGCUCACGUUGCCCCGUGCGCUAGCUGGCGGGCUGGCUCGACUGCGGCUGGGGGAGGCAGGUCGGGUGCUGCUGCUGCUGGGGUUGGCGUUGCCACCCGCCACGGAGCUCUCCAGCGGGCCGUCCUGCUCGGGCUGCCAAUGCGCCAGGUCCUGCAGGAGGAGGGGAGAGGGAGAGGGAGAGGCAAGGAGCGGUUGGGCGAGUGGCGAUGAGCGUGCAUGCAUGCGUGCGUACAUGAGUGGCGGGAUACGGACGAGGGUACCAGCAUUGCGGACGAGGGUAGCAGCAUUGCGGACGAGGGUAGCAGCAUUACGGACGAGGGUAGCAGCAGCAAUCUGCUGCCUCGCCGCCAUCUCUCGUCGUCCUGCUUCCCGUAUUACACGGGCUCCGCUGUCAUACUGAUAGCUGGGGCCUUCGUGGCUUGCUUGUGUGAGGAACGGCCCAUUGAGAGGGGCAGCAGCAGAGGCCCUGCUGCAGGCGAGCGUGGGGCAUCCUUGUUGUUGUUGUGGAGUUGUUGAUGGCGACGAUGAUGCCUAGCUAGUACCGUCCUGAAGGUGGUUUACUUAUGCGAAUUGUCGGAAGGAGGUAACGAGGACUCUUGAAGUCAGGAUUGUUG
This is a messenger RNA of Astrephomene gubernaculifera, 2567 nucleotides long. Lineage: Eukaryota; Viridiplantae; Chlorophyta; Chlorophyceae; Chlamydomonadales; Astrephomenaceae. The record is from the annotation of a GenBank genome assembly.